AGUACACUGUAUUGAACCUGUACUCUGUGCAUAAUUGUGUACAUUUAUACUAGUGGUCGCACGAGUGUGGUCCAGUGCGGGUCAGCAUGGCGACUCGACCGGUGUUGUCCGCCAUCUUGGUUCUAGCCACUGUUGUCGCCGCCGUGUGCGCUGAAGUAACAGGAAAAGCGCCGGUACUAGAAUUAAACGAUGGAAAGAAAAUACCACAGUUCGGCCUCGGGACAUGGCUCGGGUUCCAGAAAGCAGGUGGCCUAGUGAAGCCAACCGGCACAGAAGUGAAGGCGGCCGUGGAGUGGGCCAUCGACGCCGGCUACAGACACAUCGACACAGCCUUCAUCUACGACACCGAGGGGCAGGUGGGAGCCGCCAUCAGAGAGAAGAUCCGGCAAGGAGUGGUGAAGAGGGAAGACCUGUUUGUUACCACUAAGCUGUGGAACGACAAGCACGCUCGCGACGCGGUGGUGCCGGCGCUGCGGGAGUCUCUGAAGAAGCUGGACCUGGAGUAUGUCGACCUCUAUCUGAUACACUGGCCCAUUGGACAUUAUCCCAACAUAACCUACGACGACACAGACUACGUGGACACGUGGAAGGGCAUGGCGGAGGCGCGGGAGCUGGGGCUGGCGCGCUCCGUCGGCGUCUGCAACUUCAACCAGGAACAGCUGGAGAGGCUCAUGGCGUCCAGCCCCGUGAAACCGGCUGUGCUGCAAGUUGAGCUGAACCUGAAUCUUCAACAACCUGAGCUCCGUUCCUUCUGCAAGUCGAAGGGCAUCGUGAUGAUGGCGUACACCCCGUUCGGCUCCUUGUUCCCGGACAAGGCGGCUUCGGACGCGCCCCCCCCGCGCGUCGCAGACCCCGAGCUGAAGACGAUAGCGGAUAAAUACAACAAGACCGUGCCGCAGAUUGUGCUGAGAUAUCUGGUUGAACUCGGCGUGAUUCCGAUACCGAAGUCCAUUACCAAGAAGCGUGUGGAGGCCAACAUCGACAUAUUCGACUUCUCGCUCACUCCUGAAGAGAAGGCGAAGUUGAAGAGUUACGACAAGCAUUACCGGACCAUCGCUGUGAAAUUCUGGGCCAGUUCUAAAGACUAUCCGUUUGAGAAGAACUAAAUUUAUUUCAUAAUGCAGCUUUUAAAGUAAACAGUAAUGUUAA
This is a messenger RNA of Plutella xylostella (diamondback moth), 1149 nucleotides long. Its product is annotated as aldo-keto reductase AKR2E4. NCBI's taxonomy places the organism in Eukaryota, Metazoa, Arthropoda, Insecta, Lepidoptera, Plutellidae. The record is from RefSeq and is a predicted model, not a curated record. Gene Ontology annotation, molecular function: oxidoreductase activity.